Molecule: messenger RNA, 3774 nt
Organism: Wasmannia auropunctata (little fire ant)
Lineage: Eukaryota; Metazoa; Arthropoda; Insecta; Hymenoptera; Formicidae
Gene: PPP1R15
Exons: 4
Coding region: 1532-3613 (693 amino acids)
Biological process (GO): response to endoplasmic reticulum stress
Cellular component (GO): protein phosphatase type 1 complex; endoplasmic reticulum
Molecular function (GO): protein phosphatase regulator activity
Source: RefSeq, a predicted model, not a curated record
AAUUAAUCAAUGGCUACGUUCGGCAGAAAAAUUAGUUUUGCACACAACUGUUGUAAGAUUUUUUUUUUACCGUUUUACCAUUUUUAUCGUUAGUUCCUCACUGGAUUUUAAAUGUAUAAACUAAUGAUGUUAAAAAAUUUUACAACAGUUACAAAGCUGCUUUUUCUGUUGAAUAUUGUAAUUAUCAGCCCAGUAAGCAAAAAAUCAUCACUACGAUCUUUUUACAAUGAAUAUUUAAUAAUAUAUAACGUUUUUAAAUUUGUUGAAUUUAAUGUUGUGUACAACGUUUUUAUGAAUGAACUUAGACAUUGAUUUUGAGGGUUCAAUAAUGUUAAUAUUACAAAUAUUGCAAUUCAUAUCGUGUUUGUGUUCAAUUCAUGUUUUUAAAAUAUUUAAAAAAUAAUUUUAAAACCAUACUAUUAUACAAUAUUUGUAAAUAUUUACUAAAUAUGCAAAAAUGAUGAAAAAAAUAUACGUAAUAUCAUUUUAAAAAGUAGAUUUAAUAUUUCUUGUUUACUGGGAGUGUACUCUGAUACUCUGUUACUGAAAGAAAAAAAAACGGUGAUUUAUUCUCUUAACAAUAUGCUUUAACAAUGCGUAUCGUUUUUUCUUCUGCUUCUUGUAACAGAAGAGCUAUUUGAAGAAAAAUUCCGUAUAUAAUCUGUCAUACACAAUGCUACGUUUAAUACUGCAGCGAAAAAUUAUGACAAAGGAAUUCCUAGUUAUUAAAAUGUUAAGAGGUACUCCACAGAUUGUCGAGAUUGUAUCUCGGCGUGUUAUAACACUUGGACUUCGAUGUUUACUAUCGUAAAGUCCUGCCGGUCUCCGUUCACGUUUUCUGACGCAACAAUCUCAUACUGUUCCGUCGAUUCGCGUGGCGUGAUUUGCACACGUUCGGCAAUGCCCGUUAACAAAACGAUCAUUAACAGUAAUCAUGUAUGCGUAUGUGAGAGAUGGAUGGCGACAAGAGGGGGCGGAACGGGAGAGGCGGAGGGGUCGGGCUGGAAAGUUACUCACUGACCCUGAGUAACCCGAGUAUGGAGGAAAAAUAAGAGCAUUGGGACAACGUGAAAACGACGACGAAAACAAUAUCUACGCGAAAUAUCGCUUUUCGCCGCGUCUCGCGGCGAGAUAUCUCGUAAUCGGUGGCAGCGAAUAUCCAGAAGAUGGCCGCUUAAGUAUCUCGUAAACAUGUGUUCCGUAAAAAUGUACCCGUCUGAGAUAAACACCCUCGCCUCUGCGAAAUCAAGUGGAAUCAACACCGGCGCUGAUUUGUGGUGUAAAAGGGCUACGACCUGCGAUCAUAUUUUGGUGGAGGAACUGUCGCCGUCGUGGUGUAAGGAUAGCGACGUCGUCGUCGUUUACGAGGACUGUUCUAUUUCACAACAUAUAAGACUAGGAAGAAGUAGAGGCAAAAUAGCAAUUUGAGUCCGAACACGCCAAGGAUUCCUUUGCCCUUUGGAUCUGCACAUUUAGGCCUCUCUAGUAUCACGUGUUCAUCAACUCUCACCUCCCGUGGAAAAUCUCCAAGAUGCAUUCUGCACAACAAACAAUAAUGUCUUACAUCGCGACGAAAAAGAGAUCUAUAAGCCACGUUUUACGUGGAGAAAACAAUGUACCGUUUACGAACGAUCAGAGCACAUCUCUCGUUCGAACAUUGAAUAAUAUCCUAGGUGGGAAGUACCUGCCAAAUAUGGGGCUAACGAAUUCUCUGUCUGUUACGGUUGUAAAUAACGAAAUACUGAAUUCUGAUAGACUUUUGGAAAAUUCGUCGACAAAAAUCAAAGAUAUGUCGCAUAUUUUACGAACGAAAACGCUUCUGAUUGAAUCUAAUUUGAAGCAGAGAGAUUCCACAGAUAUGUACAAAGAUUGUAUCGAAUCCUUGAUGAAUCCUUCCAACGAUUCUUUGUUAGGACAUGAAGUGAACCCCGUAAGUUAUCUACACGAUUGGGAUACUGUCGACGAUUUUAACUUGAUUAGCAGAAACGAUGCGAAUUUUAUGAAGAAUUUUUACGAUACAUAUAAAGAGAAUAAUAGUACAAUGGAAUCUCACUCUGUGCUGCGCGUUAACGAGACAGAAACGGAAGAUAAGAUUGACGCCACUGGUCAUCCUUCGGAUGUCGAUCCGCAGAAGUACGAAAUUAACGUGCACAAAGACACGGACGACACGGAGUCCUUCCACAUGGUGUCUCACUGGGAAGUGCCAACCGUACCCGCGGAUUUCGAUAUGAAGAGCACAGUGUCGCAUGUCUCCAACGUUUUCCGAAAUGCUUUGAACUACUUGAGUUUUUACUUGACAGCAGGAAUGGCCGCGAAGCGCUCGACGAAGCACCGGCGGAAGGCCAACGCCAUCGCGAUAGGCCGUGGUCGCGGUAGAGCAAGGUGUCAGCUGAGGCGUUCCGGGGUGAGCCAAACCGUGUGCCGGAAGGAAUGCAUCAAGAACGACGAUUGCGAGCAGAGUAAUCUUGUCGCGGCGGCGCCGAACGAUUGUCCGUUAGACAACAAACUCGAUAAUUUGGACAACGUGAAUAUUCCAGUUCCCACUCAAGUCGCAAAACAGAUUGAUGGCCCGAAUGUCUUGAUGUCCAGCUUACCCAAAGGAACAGCUAGGAAGGGAAAACCGAAGGCGUGCGCGAAGAAGAAAACUAAAGCGAAAUACAUGACCAAAGUGCGUUACAUAGCUAAUUCUUCGAUGAGUAAUUACAUUUAUUGCGAGGAUAGCAACAGCGAGACAUCUGAUGCACACGAGGAAGAUUCGUUUCGAUCGCGGACAUUGUCGGAGAACUCGUCUGAUUUCGAGGACAGUUGGAUCGUUUUUGAGGAUGACGAAGAAUUGCACGAGAGAUGCGAGGAACGCGAAGCGACUGAACACCCUAUCGACAGAGCACACAAUGUUCCUGAUUCUUCGAUGAGGAAGAACGAUAGUCCUUGCGAGGAUUCCAACAGCAAAACUCGCGAUGCCGUGAAAACUCCGAUUCGAUUUCGAGCGUCGUCAGAGAGUUCCGAAGAUUACAACAAUUGCAAUUCCGCAGCUCUAGACGAGCAGAAAGCGACCAAGUACUCGCGAAUGCAUUACGGCUAUUUCACGAAGAUCAUCGACAAAUGCCAACCGUGUAAGGUUUACCAAAUGCAAAAGAAUUUGCCCCGACACCACCGAUUACCGUCAGACAGUUCUGAAAAUUCUGAUGAUUUCAAUGGUUUCAAAAUAUCUGAUUGUAAUAAUUCCGAGAAUUCUGAUGAAUCUAAUAAUUCCGAAAAUUUGGAUAAUCUCAAUAAUUCCUUUGCUACUGAAGACGACGUUGACGGCAGUGGGAUAAGCUUUCAUGACGGAGACAGCCAGUUCGAUGACAUGAUCAUCUUUGCUGAUGAGGACAGCGAGGAAUUACUGGCGCAAACAAAGAAGGUGAGCUUCGACCCGACUCCAGUAGUACAUGUUAUGGUAACAUGGAAUUACGCAUACCGAGCAGCCCGAAAAGGCCCGUGGGAAGAAAUUGCACGGGACAACGAGAGAUUUAGGGGGCGCAUAAGAUCCAUCGCGAUUGUCCUCGAGCCGAUUUUAAGAAGUAAACACCGCUCUCAAAUUUGGAAAGAACGAUUCGCGCUUCCGGAAUAACUCAAUUUAUGGUUAAUAUCUUUUUAAAUAUCGAAAAUAACGGAAUUGAUAUAAAGAAAAAUUUCUCUUAGCGUGUAGUUAAAAUACAUGUGAUAUUUAAAUAUAACUUAAUUGUCAGCAUUUUUAUUCAUCAAAAUAGUUGCUGUGUCGGCAACAUUUUU